GCAACCUCCAUUCAAGCUGAAUAAUCUCAAAAUCUGAACCGCUAUGCCUUUCGCUACCGUCAAAUCUCACCGCAUCCACUAUGUCGAAUCCUCAGAACUCGGCUACGAGAACGACUCCAGCAAAGCCACGAUCGUUAUGGUCCAUGGCCUCGGUUCCUCUCAGAACUUCUAUGUCCCAACAUUUCCCUCUCUAGCCGGGCAUCGCUGUAUUGCUCUGAGUACCUAUGGCGCCGCACAAUCGAAGUCAAAUGGCGAGAAGCUCACAUUGGAAGAACUGGCUGACGAUGUCAUUGGACUCAUGGACCAUUUGAAAGUCGAGAGAGCGAUUCUAGCUGGGCACUCGAUGGGAGGUCCGAUGGUUCUGACCGUAGCGGCGAGGCACCCAGAGAGAGUGCUUGGUGUAGUUCCAAUUGGGCCGGUGAACCCGAGUUCAAUCAAGCCUGAGAUGUUCACCAGUCGGAUCGAGACAGUGCUGAAGGAUGGCAUGGAACCCCUCGCCAACACCGUACCAAAAGCUGCGACCAACGCCAACAGCACCGGAGUGCAAAGAGCGAUGAUCCGCGAGCUGAUAAUCGGCCAGGACCCCAAGUCGUACGCUUCGCAUUGUGAAGUCAUUGUGAACGUGAAGGAUCCUGGCUUCGGCUCGAUCAAAGUCCCGGUGCUGCUGAUUGCGGGUGAUGAAGACAAGUCGG
Zymoseptoria tritici IPO323 is the source of this 692-nucleotide messenger RNA. RefSeq lists its product as uncharacterized. The record is from RefSeq and is a predicted model, not a curated record. NCBI's taxonomy places the organism in Eukaryota, Fungi, Ascomycota, Dothideomycetes, Mycosphaerellales, Mycosphaerellaceae. The annotation marks the transcript as partial. The transcript has 2 exons.